Anolis carolinensis (green anole) is the source of this 4997-nucleotide messenger RNA. RefSeq names its product polyamine modulated factor 1 binding protein 1 (gene pmfbp1). The transcript is spliced from 32 exons. Lineage: Eukaryota; Metazoa; Chordata; Lepidosauria; Squamata; Anolidae. Gene Ontology annotation, biological process: spermatogenesis. The record is from RefSeq and is a predicted model, not a curated record. Bases 369 to 4403 code for a protein of 1344 amino acids.
CUAUGGCUGCCUUUCUGAUUGGCCAGCAACUGCGUUAGAGGCGGGCUUAAGAGUGAGGGGCCUUUGCGGCUGGUGGAGGGCCGCGUCCGUCACAGGGGAGCGGCGGCGGCGGCCUAGUUUGAAGCAGGCGAGGCCAGCGCUGAGGUGAAGGCAACGCUCCUGUGGGGCAAGUGGGCAAGGCAUGGAAGUGCUGGGAUAUCCAUCUGUGGGGCUCUUGAGAAUGGCUGCAGCGAAGGAGGCCGUCCAGCGCCCGUCCCUGGCUCCGAGCCCGAUGCCAGCCGAACGGCUCCCUAGGUCUCCAGCAGCAGCAGCAGCAGCACCACAGCAAGCACAAGCACCCAUGUAAGCCUCCUUUUCCAGCGCCUCAGAUGAGUCCAGAUAGGCAUAUGGCAUUGCUGAUGGAGGGCUUCCUCUUUGGACUCGGACCCCAGCUGCAGGAAGCCAUUCAGCUGCAGGAGGCAGCCAAGGCAGAGCUGGCUGUUCAGGAGCCUGGGACCCGGCAGUGGGAGGCGCAGGCGGUGCUGGACCAGAGGCGGCAUCGGAGCCGGCAGCCGGCAGAUGAUCCGGAGGCUGGCAAGACGCACCAAGAAGAGGACCCCCUUCAGCAGUUCAAGGAGGAGCCUUGCAGACACCUGACUUCUUUGACAGAGGGCCUGAAGGAGGCAUGGAGGGGACCCAGAUGGGAGCAAAGGCUGCAGGCCCUGGAAGGUCAGGUGCCCAGACAGACAUGGAGCUCCUGUGCAGAGGGGCAGACAGACCCUCUCAGUGGAAGAGGAGGAGGAGAGGAGCGGUGUGCGCUGCAUAAGGAACACUCCAGGGCCUGGGCAGAGGCGGAGGCAGAGGUGCUCUGGGAGGAGCUGCACAAUGCCCACCUUCUGGCCCAAGAAGCGAUGGCACAGCUGGCAGUGGCCGAAAUGGAGGCAGCCGCCCUGAGGAGCAAGUACAGGCUGGCCCUGGAAGAGGCAGCUGAAAGCAACCAGGCCCUGGAAAUCCUCCGAGAAAAACAUGCCGUUCCAGAGCAGAGUGCGGCUGAGAAGGAGGCACUCCUUGGCCAGUUGGAGAGCCAGGACCCAAAGCAACUGGAAGACAACCUGUGCAGGGCACAGGAUGAGGACACCAUCCUGGAGCUUCGUGACAUUUUGGCUGCCUCUCAGGCCUCCCAGGAGGAAGUGGUCUCCAGGAUUUUCUGUGCUCAGGAAGGAGGGACGAAGACACUGCCGAGGAAGGGACAAUUGAUGAGCCAGCAACCGAAGGAGCUGCAGGGUGAGGUGGGUCUGAGUGCAGAGCGGCACGCAUCCCAAGGACCUCAAGAGGAGCUGGCUGCCCUGAAGGAGGCCCUGCAAGAGUCCCAGGAGCAGCAGAGUGCUGGAAAGAAGCCUGAAGUGACCACCCUCCAGACGAGGCUCCAUCACCAGCAGGACGAGCAACAAGAACCAAGAAUGGUGGAGCAGACGGGCCUCAUCCUGCAGCUUCAGCACGAGCAGAAAACAUUCCUCAGGCAGAGCCCAAGCGCAACGGCCCACUCAGCUAGCAUGGAAGAGCUACAGUUUAAGCUGCAGCGCCUGCAGGAGGAGCUGGACAUCUGCAAGGGCCGCAACCAGGAGAACCUGAGCAAGCUGCAGGCUCGUGAGAGCACCAUGGAAGAGCAGAGCCUGGACCUGGACCUCCUCCUACAGCAGUGCCAGGCCCACAAGGACAAGCUUGUCUACUACGAGGAGGUGGCCCAGAAGCAGGAACUGGCCCUGGCCCAGCAGCACCAGCGUGAGCGGCACCUGCAGGAGCUCUUGGCCCAGGCCGAGGGCAGCACCAGCCUCCUGGAGGAGAGCCUGGCCCUCUAUAAGCAGAAAUACCAGGCCUCGCUGGCCAGAACUGGGGAGCUGGAGAGCCGCCUGCAGCGCCUGGAGGAGGAGCUGGCCAACCAGGCCAAAGCCAAGGAGGAGGCUGUCCUGAAGCUCCAAGCCGAGCGGCUUGUCUGGCAGGAGGAGCUGGAGGGCAAAUGCCAUCAAGCCAGCUGCACCGAAGAAGCCAUGGAUCAGCUAACGCGAGAGCUUAGCCAGAGCCGGCAAGUGGCUAGCCAAUUUGAGCAGAGCACCCGGACGCUGCAGCAGGAGCUGGCAGAAAGCCGGACCAAGCUCCUGAGCCAGGAAGGGGCACUGGCAGCUCUGCAGAGAGACUUUGCCUCCUACAAGACAACCCACAGCUGCUCCAACAGCAGCUAUGAAAACCAAGUGCGCCACAUAGAGGCUCUCCAGCAGAGGCUGCAAGAAGCCAAAGAGGAGAGCGCGGAGCAUCAGCAGGAGGCCAAGGAGUACCGGGAGUUGGUGCAGGACCUGAAGCUGGAACUGGUGCGAGUCACGGAGCAGAAAGGCACUGCCUUAAAAGGCCUGGAGCGCCUGGAGCUGACGGCACAGACCCUGCGACUGGAGGCGGCCGCAGAGCGGGAGAGGCAGGAGACUGAGGCAGGUGCGCUCAAGCAGCAGGCCCAGCAGUUGGAGCUGGAGCUCAGGCAGACCCGCCAGGCAUGUGCCCAGCAGGAGCAGGCCGUCCGGAAGCGAGAUGAAGUGCUGCAUAAGUCCCAGGUGGAAAUGCUGCGUGCCCGGAGCGCUCUGCAGGAGAAAGGCCAGGAGUUGGAGCAGCAGCGUACCCAUGCUCAUUGCCUGGAGGCGAGUCUGAAGGAGGCCCACAAGGCACUGGAGGAGAGCCAGGCCGAGAGGGCCACUCUGCGCUCCGAGGCCAAGGUGCUGCGGCAGAGCCUGCGAGAGAGCCAGGAGCGGCACCAGCAGGCCGCCCAGGAACUGGCCCGGCAGGAGGAGCAGCUGCUGCUGGCUCAGAACAGCCUCCGCACGGCCCAGGAGCACCUGGAGGAGCGUGUCGCAGAGGUGGUGCUCCACGCAAAGGCCGCCCACCGGCUGGAGGUUGAGGUCCAGGCCCUGAGUGAACGGGCAGCCAGAGCUGAAGAAGAGCUACAACAGAAGAGAGACCUCAUGGAGCGGCUGACGGAAGAGCUGAGCCAGUCACGGCAGCAGCACCAGGCAGCGGCUCAGGAGGCCCAGCAGCAACGCCAGGCAGCAGCAAGGACGGAGCGGAAGCUGGAGGCCAGUCGCGAGGGACUGAGAACCCUCCAGCAGCAGGUCCAGGGGCACGAGUUGGCGCUAGAAGGGCUGCAGGCAGAGCUCGGGAAGCAGAGGCAGCGGGAAGAGGAACUGCAAAGGCGGCUGCAGGAGGCCCAGGAGCGGGAGAGGCAGCUGGCCCAGGGUCACAAGGACCUGCAGCGCCGACUCCAGAGCAGCCAGUGUCAGCUGCAGGAGGUUGAGUGGAAGAACCAAGGGCUGCAGCUGUGCGUGGCUGAGCGGGAGGCUGAGGGCCGGGCCCUGCGGGAGAAGCUCAAGCUCCAAGGCGCAGAACUGGAGGCAACCCAGAACAGCCUGGAGGCGGCCCAGCUGGAGCUGCAGCAGCAGGUGACGGAGGCACUGCGUCAGGAGGCAGCCCUUGCCCAGCUGCGUUCAGAGUUUCACGCCCUCCAGGAGCAGGAGGUGAAGAACCACCAGGCCCUGCUGGUAGCCCAGGAGCUCAAAGCCCAAGCAGCCUGCUGCCAGUCCACCCAGAGGGAGGCGAUGGAGAAGCUAGAACAGAAAACGCGGGAGGCCUCCUGUCUGCAGGCAGAGCUGGAACUGGCGCAGCAUAAAGUGGCCCACCUGGAGGAGCAGGUCUCCCGCACUGAGGCACAGCUGAAGGAGCUGGUGGCCAUCCAGAGGGAGCAGCAGCAAGAGGUCUGUCGCACGGAGGAGAGGCUGCGGGAGUUGGGCCUCCAGGCGCAGCGCUGGCAGAAGGAGCACCGCGCGGGCCAGUUGGCUCUGGAGGAGAAGGACGAGGAGCUGGUGGUGGCCAAGGUGGAGCUGGAGGCCAGCGAGGAGCGAUGGCGCUGCAUGGCCGAGGAGAGGGACGAGCUGCAGAAUGAGGCCAAUCUUCUCCGGCAGAAGUUUGUAGUCUCCAGCCGGGAGGUGGAAUCCCUGCAGACCUCGCUGGAGGCGUCCCAAUCUGACAGCCGGCGCCUGCAGCACGAGAGCGAGCUGGUGAUGGCCAACGUCAGCCAGUGGGUGACGGAGCAGAAGAAGGUGAACGAGAAGCUGGGCUGCAAGAUCCGGGACCAGAUCAAGCAUAUGGCUCAACUGACAGGCGAAAGAGACCAUCUCCAGGGACUGACGCAGAGGCUGGAGCAAGAGAACAAGCGGCUGAAGAACGAAGUGGACGAACGGCGCAUUGAGUGCGAGCGCCUCAAGGCUUUCCGCAGCCAAGACCUGGACUCAUGCACAACAUGGCGCUCAGUGCUCUCGGCAGAGAGCUCUCCCCGGCUGCCUCAGAGGAAAAGCCAAGUUCUAGCCACAGACUGGACCCGCCCUUAGCCCCUCCCCUCCUGCGGCUGGCCCCGCUUUCCUUAACCUUCACCCUCCAAACAACCCGUUUUGGUCCCGUGGUGCCCGGCUCGAGGGCCUUUUGCUGGGACCUGCAGCCCUACUGCAAUCAUGUGCCUUUGCCAGAGAAGAAAAAAGGAAGAGACUUGUGCAAAUACUAAGCCAAUAAACGGGGGCAGCUCCGCUACCUCCCCCAAGAAGGGAUUCCUGCCGCGUCCUGCAUCCUUUUGGGGUUGGGGGGUCAAGGCUGUGGCUCUCCAGGAGGAAGAGGAGGGAGGAGGACAGUUGCAUUUCCCCCACCGGAAAGAAAGCCCCUCUGCUCUGCCGCAGGAGGGCAAAGAGACGCACCGCUCAGAGCCUGGCCAGGAAGCAGCAACAUUUAUAGAAACAACAACAUGACUUCUCAGUGUCUGUCCAAGGUGGGCCGUGUUCAGAGCUGGGCGGCUAGAGGCCGAAGCGGGCCGGCGUGUGGCGUGGGGUGGCUGGCUGACCCUGUUCCUUGCGCCCCGGAGUGUAGAUCUUGGUGGACCUGCAGGGAGGCAGAAAGACAGAUAAGAAGAUGAUAAUAAAGUAAUGGUAAAGGUU